UUACGAACAAGCAAAAGUAAAACAAAAUUACAUUUAUAUUAUUUUUUGUUGUGAUUGUUAAUAUUAAUUAAAAUGAACAACGCCCUCCAGCCAGUUAUAGAUUUGUAUCCUAAAUACUGCAUAGAAAGACAAAAAUGCCCUAGCUAUGUUGAAAUGUAUACAAAGAAUUGUAGUGAUGUUAUUAUGGUGUAUUUAAAGGCUAAACAAAAUUUUCUGCCUGCGGACACUACUGGAAAAGCAAGUCAAAAUCCAAAAGAAGAAUUAGAUUUAACUGGGUCACCCCUUAAACUGGACUCGAGUCUGCACACAAUUUUGGAUGAUACACUCAUAUCAGAAGAAGCUCAAUUGUGGAACAAGGAUGAAAGCAGCCAUGUACCUAUCGGAAUUGAUAAGGCUAGGGAAAUAGCAAACCUUUACAAUAUGAGCAUAUCGAAGCUGAAAUCCGAAGACAGCAUACCCAUGUGGUUAGUAUGCAACCCCGAGUCUGAGGGUAAACCGUUACUAUUAACUAUACAAUCAAAUGAAGAUCAGUUUUCUAGAGGAAUUGUGACUUAUGACGGAGCUAUGUGCUUGGAAGAAGUAGAUGUUGAAAAUAUCAUGGAGAGAUUUGCUAAGGAAGAAGGUCUGAAUAAAGAUUUGGUUGACAUAUCGGUGGACUGCAAGUAUGUGCUCUCAGGCAUCUCAUACAGCUCCCGCAAUACUGAUGAGUUACUGAAUGCUCCCCAUGGAGGAGUCACGGAGUUGCACUGUGAAUGGACGGGAAAUACACUUAUAACACCCUUCAUAAGCUGCAAAGUGAACUUUGAGCAGGAAGUGAUAGUAGGACAUUUGGCGAGCCCCUGCAAUGCCAUCUGGAAAUCUGUGUACGCCCUGCACAAUAUCAAUCAAAUUUUAGUGGACAUGACAGCUGCUGGCAGCUCUUCUGUCAACUUGGAGACUGCUCAAAUCAGAUUAUCCAACCCAAGCCUAAAAUACCCGAACAACUCCAAGCGCCUCAACCAGCUCCUAAACGAGACAGAAGCCUAUGCAUACACCGCGCAGUACCCUGAAGGUGGCUGCGUUUGUGUCACCGAGAACACCACUACGCUCAAGCAGUGCCUGUCUGUUAUGAAUGCGCAGGGCUCCAGCAACGACUUUACAUACAAACUGUGGGACAUAUUGAGAGAUUGUGAAACAGCAGAAGAAGUGGUGACGUUGCUGUUACAGGCCCUCAAAUUUAUAUCCAGUGGAAAGAUAAGACCAUUCAUUGAUGCAAACAACAAGACUUACCUAUCCAAGUUGGUACUAAAGUUAUCCCGCGGUCACUCCCAAGCGUCGAAAGUCCUAAAGAACUUACGGGCCAGCCCGCCACAGGCUCUAUCGCUGGUCGCGCAAGUUGGAACUGAGAAAACCAUGUGGGAAUACACGAGGGUCAUGAGUCUUCUAGAACAUUCCUUCUUCAUUGCUGGCAUCUGGACGAGCGAUAACAGAACUCACGAAUCAAUAGAGCAAAUAAACCAAACCAUCCAAGACAUGACAAUGUGCGGUGAAUUCUCCCUGAACCCAUUCGAGACCCUAUCAUCUGGAGACCACUCCAUCCGACUUGACUCACAGUCGUUCUAUGAGGACGACCCUCACGAGCUCACUGUGGACGACUUCGCUUCGCUCAAGAAACAUGGCCUUGUUACUGAGAAGAAAGACGUUAACGAGGUGCCUUUAAUAUCAGACGAAAUCGAUAUCAGCCCUUGGAAGAACCUGCUGAUGAAAUUUGCUCAAGUCCAUGUGUGCUUGGAACAUUUGUACCGAGCGGAAGUUUGUCUGCGAGCUGAUUUCACAAACCUAAAACCAAUUGCCGCCCGCCUCUUAGAGCACUACGUCUCAGAACGAUCUCCUGUCAAGAACGUCGGGCAGCUGAUCAGCGACCCAGUACAAAGGACAUCCAUGCCAAUCACCAACAACGUGGUUCAGGACCAUCUCAAGAAAUCUGCAUUCUGGUACCGCAUGGUGUUGCAGAGGAAACAGAAAGCAGCCGAUAUGGGAGUGAAAAGAGAGUCUAAAAGAGUGUAUGUCUUCACUCAGCUCCCAGUGUUUCCUCCUUCUGUAUGGCAGAAUUUAGAACCACCAGCAGAUGAAGUAGGCGAAGUCACUAACAUCGGGGUGGAGGAACUAAAGUACCACAUCACGAAAUACACGUACAUUUGCAACAAAGUCAAAAAUAAACUGCCUUUCUAAAUUAUAUAUACCUGAAGAUUUCAUAUUUUUUUCAACGUUAAUCAUGUGCCUUAAAUACCGUAAUAAUGUAUCUUUAAGAACAACUUAGUAAAUAAAGGAAUUUUACAC
Messenger RNA from Leguminivora glycinivorella, 2319 nucleotides. RefSeq names its product protein zwilch-like. Gene Ontology annotation, biological process: protein localization to kinetochore; mitotic spindle assembly checkpoint signaling. The record is from RefSeq and is a predicted model, not a curated record. Gene Ontology annotation, cellular component: RZZ complex. Bases 73 to 2211 code for a protein of 712 amino acids. The transcript has 14 exons. Lineage: Eukaryota; Metazoa; Arthropoda; Insecta; Lepidoptera; Tortricidae.